GCUCGGCGGCGGCCUGCGCCGCCCGGGGGCUCGGAGGGUGCCGGGGAAGCCCUGCCUGCGAGCUCGGGGCCGCCCUGCGUGUGAGCUCGGGCUGCUCGGGGCCGCCCGGCUGAGCUCCGUGUCAUCCUGCCCUCGCUGCGGGCGUGGGGAACCCCGGCGCGCCCCGCCUGCAGGCGCGGGGAGCUCGGGAGCAGCGAGCCUGCAGGCCCGGAGUCACCCUGCCUCGCCUGUGAGCUUGGGAAGCCCUGGGGAUGCCGUAGCUGCGAGCUCAGGGACGCCCGGCCUGUAAACAUGGGGAGCUGGGUGCACCGUGCCGCUGACCUCGGGGACACCUUGCCCUGCCUGCGAGCUUGGGGAGCCCUGGGGAUCCCUUUCAGCUCAGAAGGUUUGGGGGUGGCCUCUUUGGGGGUGAACUUAGGGACGUGCUGCCCUUCCUGCAGUCUGGGAAGCCCAGGUGCACUCUGCCUGUGAGCUCGGUGCAUCGCCUGCCAGCUUGGGGAAUCCCAGGGAUGCCAUGCCUGAGAGCUCAGGGAGCUUAGAAGCACCCCGCUAAGAGCUCGGGGUGCUCAGGGAUGCCCUCCAUGCCCAUGAGCGCACACACAGUGUCCCUGUGAUCAGGAUGGUCAGCUGGCUCUGACCCUCUGCAGUUUUGUUUCCCUUGAGGUCCAGGUGAGCACGACGUCCUGCUGGGUUGCACCACGGUGCCUCUGCACAGCCAGGGAGGGAGGGAUCAGUUCUACUUGCCUAGCCUUCACCUUGUGUCCACAUGUGCUGUGGUGCAGAGAUGGAGCUGUGGACACUCCAGGGCUUUGCCUGCCCUGGCUUUGUGGUGUGAGCAUCCAGAAGAGCUGCCAGCAUGUCCCGCUUGGCUGUGCUGUGCACUGUGGCCAGUUACAGGUGGGCAGUGGCCGGGCACCACGUGGGGUGAGCACCCACUCCUGGCGUGGCAGCUUCUGAAUCGAGGCAUUUCUUUUUUCUCCUUUCCGUAUUUAGCUGUCACUUUUUAAGUCUUUCCCCAGGAAGAGCAGCUGGGGAAGGUUACGAGAGGUCCGCCACCGAGGAAGCUGGCUCUUCCUCUUCCUUUUCCAUUUCAGAAGCUGCUUCCAUGCUGCCUGGCUCUGGCGGGCUGGCUGCUUCCCCGUGUGGGGCUGCAGCUGGGUGCUGGCCUUGGUGACCCCACAGCCAUCGUUGGGCCGUGGGAGGGGGUCGGUGUCCCUGGGACCCCUUGGCAGGCUCACCGUGCCGUGCCGCUGGCCUUUGGCACCACUUGGCACCUGGAUACAUCUUAAUGCACCGUGUGGAGCCAGCGCUGCGCCGCACUUCUUAUCUGCCCCGUGCCGGCUGCCUGCCCCUGCUGUUUUGUCUGCGGCACCGUGUGGCCAUGGCUGUGCCACGGGGAUGGGCUGCAGUGUGCGUCACUGUGUGCCCGGCUGUCACCCAGAGCUUGGUACCACCACAUCGCCAACCUCUGCGUGGGGUCGGACGAGAUGCAGGGCCAUGUGCUGCCCCUUCCCCUCCCGCUGCAGAUCCCCUUCGUUCUGCACACCCGUUGCCCAUUGUGCUGGGAUUUCAGCUCGCCAUACUGACUCAGGGCCCCCAUAGGAGCCGAGCAGGGCGCAGAGCCAGACCCCCAUCCCUGGGGCGUUUCCCAGCCCAGCUGCGGGGCGAGGGCGCGCAGGAAGCAGGCGGGAGCUGCGGCUUUGGGCGGGACGGGGGCUUCUCCGCCGGGAGCUGUCAGCUGGAAGCCAUCAGCAGGGCGGAGAGAGCCUCCCUUCUCAGGGCCACACACGCCGGUGGCCCCGCGGGGACGCAACCGGCGGUCCCAGCCAGCACGUGGGCACGGCGCGGCACCGCGGAGAUGCCGCUUUGCUGCCUGGCCAACAUCCCACUGACUCCGGAGACCCAGCGGGACCAGGAGCGACGGAUACGCAGGGAGAUCGCCAACAGCAACGAGAGAAGGCGAAUGCAGAGCAUCAAUGCUGGCUUCCAGUCGCUGAAAACCCUCAUCCCGCACACGGACGGGGAGAAGCUCAGCAAGGCGGCCAUCCUCCAGCAGACAGCUGAGUACAUCUUCUCCCUGGAGCAGGAGAAGACCCGGCUACUACAGCAGAACACCCAGCUCAAGCGGUUCAUCCAGGAGUUCAGCGGUUCCUCCCCAAAGCGGCGACGAGCGGAGGACAAAGAUGAGGGCAUCGGCUCACCAGACAUCUGGGAGGAUGAGAAGGCCGAGGACCUGCGGCGAGAAAUGAUUGAGCUCCGGCAGCAGCUGGACAAGGAGCGCUCGGUCCGCAUGAUGCUGGAGGAGCAGGUUCGCUCGCUGGAGGCCCACAUGUACCCUGAGAAGCUGAAGGUGAUUGCUCAGCAGGUGCAGCUCCAGCAGCAGCAGGAGCAGGUGAGGUUGCUGCACCAGGAGAAGCUGGAGCGGGAGCAGCAGAUCCGAACCCAGCUCCUGCCAGCACACGGUCCCCCAGCACCCACCCACCACCCCACUGUGAUCGUACCAGCACCGCCUCCCUCCCAUCAUGUCACCGUGGUCACCAUGGGCCCGUCCUCGGUCAUCAACACAGUCUCCACGUCCCGGCAAAACCUGGACACCAUCGUUCAGGCCAUCCAACACAUCGAGGGCACGCAGGAGAAGCAGCUGCAGGAAGAGGAGCAGCGGCGUGCCGUCAUCGUGACGCCCGCACGUGCCUGCCCAGAGCCCUCCGCCUCCGACACCGCCUCCGACACGGAGGGCAACGACAGUGACUCCAUGGACCAGAGCAAAGAAGACCCUUUGGGGGAAGGAGAGCUGCCCUGACACCCCCUGGCCUGCAGCCGGGACCGGGGAGCAGGGAGAGGGGGGGAAACGUCAGAGAAUAUGCUGAAAUUUUUAAAAAAUACGUCGCGAUUUGGGUCUCUUUUAUGACCUUUUUCCAAUACUGUAACGCUGGAAGCGGGCGCCGUUCAGUGCUCAGUUCCCAGCGAGCGGGGAGAAGGGGGGGCUGGGGCGGGGGGGGGCAGCGAGGGGGGACAGAACUGGAAGCGGGGUGCAGCUGAGCAGCUUCAGGAAGGGGCUUAGGGCUGGGGGGGGUCGGAGCCCCUCCUGGUGCCACCAAACUUCCCCCCACCUGCAGGAAACCCUGCAGAACCAAAGCCAGCCGGGUUUCCCUUGGGAUGCUGCAGGCGGGGGGUUGGGAUUUUUGAUUCCUUUUCCUUGUUGUUUUUUUUUUUUUUUUUUUUUCAUUCUGUUUGAAAGUUUCAUUUUUAAGCAUGGGGGGAAGAGGGGGGGGCACACUCGGUGACCGCAGCAUCGGUGCCAUGGGGAUCCUGGGCUCCUUUUGCAGCAGCCACCCCCAGCGCUCCCCUUCCUGCUCCCCUCCUUCCUUUAAGCACUUAAUCCGGUUUGCGGGGUUCGUCAGGUCAGAAGAGCUUUUCUGUUUUCGUGAUUGUGUCGCUUCUACUUUUUGUUGUGGGCAGGGGGGCCCCACUUCUGUCCCCCCCCACCCCCCCCGUUUGGCUGUAGGGUUUAGGCCAGUCGUGUGUAGAGCCUUGUUGGUAUUUGGUAGGUUCCUCCCCAGCCACAGCUGUUUCUCUCUCGGUUUCUUUCAUUGUUUUUUAAUUUUUUUUUGGUUUUUUUUUUUUUUUUUUUACGAUUUUCAGGUCUUUGUGUUCAUUGAGAAGCUAUUAUAUUUUGUUAAGAAAGUGAAAAAAAAAAAAAGAG
Phasianus colchicus (ring-necked pheasant) is the source of this 3703-nucleotide messenger RNA. RefSeq names its product transcription factor AP-4 (gene TFAP4). Gene Ontology annotation, molecular function: protein dimerization activity; DNA-binding transcription factor activity, RNA polymerase II-specific; RNA polymerase II cis-regulatory region sequence-specific DNA binding. Gene Ontology annotation, cellular component: nucleus. Gene Ontology annotation, biological process: regulation of transcription by RNA polymerase II. The record is from RefSeq and is a predicted model, not a curated record. NCBI's taxonomy places the organism in Eukaryota, Metazoa, Chordata, Aves, Galliformes, Phasianidae.